Messenger RNA from Clupea harengus (Atlantic herring), 1449 nucleotides. RefSeq names its product solute carrier family 25 member 4 (gene slc25a4). Gene Ontology annotation, cellular component: mitochondrial inner membrane. Gene Ontology annotation, biological process: negative regulation of mitochondrial outer membrane permeabilization involved in apoptotic signaling pathway; mitochondrial ATP transmembrane transport; mitochondrial ADP transmembrane transport. NCBI's taxonomy places the organism in Eukaryota, Metazoa, Chordata, Actinopteri, Clupeiformes, Clupeidae. The record is from RefSeq and is a predicted model, not a curated record. Gene Ontology annotation, molecular function: ATP:ADP antiporter activity.
AGCACUCGUCCACUUGAAGGGAAGUUGGGUUUCCUUAAGGGUCCGUCGAAGCACAUUCUGAUCUUGACCUUAAGGUGAGGAGAAUCCAGCAGUCAUGUCGGACGCCGUGAUUAGUUUCAUGAAGGAUUUCUUGGCGGGUGGUGUCGCCGCAGCCAUCUCCAAGACCGCCGUUGCUCCUAUCGAGAGAGUAAAACUUCUGCUGCAGGUCCAACAUGCCAGCAAACAGAUCACAGCUGAGAUGCAGUACAAGGGCAUCAUGGACUGUAUUGUCAGAAUCCCCAAAGAGCAGGGCUUCAUUUCCUUCUGGAGAGGCAACCUGGCCAAUGUCAUCCGGUACUUCCCCACCCAGGCCCUCAACUUUGCCUUCAAGGACAAAUACAAGAAGGUCUUCCUUGGUGGUGUAGAUCAGAAGACACAGUUUUGGCGCUGGUUCGCUGGUAACCUUGCAUCUGGAGGCGCAGCUGGUGCCACCUCCCUUUGCUUCGUCUACCCACUUGACUUCGCCAGAACCAGGCUUGCUGCCGACAUCGGCAAAGGCAAUGCUGAGAGAGAGUUCUCCGGUUUGGGAAACUGCCUUAGCAGGAUUUAUAAGUCUGAUGGUCUCAAAGGUCUCUACCAGGGGUUCAAUGUGUCGGUACAGGGCAUCAUCAUCUACAGAGCAGCCUACUUCGGUUGCUUUGACACAGCUAAAGGUAUGCUGCCAGACCCCAAGAACACACACAUCAUCAUCACCUGGAUGAUUGCCCAGACUGUCACCGCGGCUGCUGGUAUCAUUUCUUAUCCCUUCGACACAGUCAGACGUCGUAUGAUGAUGCAGUCCGGACGUAAAGGAGCUGAUAUCAUGUACAAGGGCACAAUUGACUGUUGGAAAAAGAUCGCCAAGGAUGAGGGUACCGGAGCCUUCUUCAAGGGAGCGUGGUCCAACGUGAUCAGAGGCGCGGGCGGCGCUUUCGUGUUGGUCCUGUACGACGAGAUCAAGAAAGUCGUAUAAACAUUCUAAGAACCCGCGGACCCUUGUAAUGCCACCUAUGUCUAACGUAUAUGAUACAGUGACUCCAACCGGGUAUGGUUGUGGGGUAGAUGUGUAUUUUGUUGAGCCAGCCAAAGGUUCUUCAGGUCACACUGGCGUGGCUAUGAUUGUGUCAUGUCUCCCCUGAAACCUCCAUGUAUAUAUCCUACCUGCCAGCCAACUGUAAAAAGCACCGCUAAUCUUUUAGAAUAGGAUGCAACAAGUCCUGACUGGAAGCUGAAUUAAUCUAUUUCCCCAAUUAGCUGCAAAUCUAUGCCAAAAUGAAGGAUUUCCUGAAUUCUUCUUGGUUGUUCUUUUGUCCCAUAAACAAUAUUUCUUUCAAGGAAUGAGAUCCUGUAUUGAACGUCUAGCAUUUUUUGUGGUGUAUUCCACCUGAUAAAUGUUCUUUUAAUAAGAAUAAACCUCAAAAAUACGUCUUA